Messenger RNA from Jaminaea rosea, 2148 nucleotides. RefSeq lists its product as hypothetical. Gene Ontology annotation, biological process: RNA processing. Lineage: Eukaryota; Fungi; Basidiomycota; Exobasidiomycetes; Microstromatales. The transcript has 2 exons. The coding region runs from base 1 to 2148 and encodes 715 amino acids. The record is from RefSeq and is a predicted model, not a curated record.
AUGAGUCUCAACGAGGCCUUCAACUGGACAAGGCCACUUCACGGCUUCACGCCCGACACGCUCAAAUCGACACCUCCGUCGUCCUCGUUGUCGGGCGUCGACUUCUUCGUCGAUGCUGGACCUUCACAACCCAAGACAAAUUCCCCACCUCCUUCACCGGCUUCGCGCAAAGCUGCAGCAGACGAUGCUCUUGCCUCCUCCAUAGCACCCGUCCUUCUACCGAACGUCAUUCGCGCGAAUCCGUCGCAGUCUGCUGCAACCUUGAUUAGCAUCCUGGCAGAGCCAGGCUACGAAGCGAAAAGCGACGGGCCAUUCCGAUCGCGAGAGAUGAGCUGUGAGCUUCGCAAAAGAGUUGUUGCUCAGAUCGAUGAGACCGAGAGCCGAGCGCUCUUCGGAGCCAUUCUCGAUGUCCCCGCUGGUCGUCAGCUCUUGGCGACGUGGUUGCGAGAAUCCCUCGACCCCGCUUGGAGCAAGACUCGAAUGCCUCUGCUUCGCCUCUUUGACGAAUUGCCUGUGCUGCCGAAGGAGCAUCUGCUCGACAAAGAAACGAAUCGGGCGCUACCAAGAGCUCUAGGCUUGGUGCAGAAGAAGGGGCAGGAGAAGUCAAUCAAGCUGGCAACUGAGAUUCGCGAGAGGUGGGUGCACAUGAUUGAGAAGGACGAAGCAUCAUCGAGCAAGGCGGUCACCAAUGCAGGCGUUGAGGAAGGUGGCGCUUCGUCUAAGCAAGGCAAUAAGAAGACGCCAGCUGCUCCUCCUCGUGCCACGGCGUCAGACACAAUGCAGUCUCUCAACUCUCUGUCACAAUCUUCUGCGUACGUGUCGGCGUUAGGAAGCUUUGCAUCGAAAGCGGAAGGAUCAGCGUCGAGGUCUAAGCUAGCCCUCAGCGGCUCGGAUAGAUCGAGCGACAUGCAGAGCCUGGCCAAGAAGACGGUGACGCGGCUUGCUCCAGAUACGAAGGAUCUCUGUACAAAGUGCAAGACGCCCAUGAUCCCGGGCACAACGUCGAGCACCAGAAUCAAGCCAUCUGGCCCUCACACCCGCAAGAUCGAGCAGACCUGCCUCAAAUGCAAUGACAAGGUCAAAAAGACACCCGCACCUCCCAUGGGCCCGCCCGCGGCCAAGCGCCGCCUCGCAAUCGAGCUCGAUGACGAGACUGGGGGAGAGGCAAAGCGCCAUCAACCUGCGCCCAAGACCAAGAAGAUGGCGACAGCCACCGGUGCGCGUGACAUGUUCAGCGAUCUGCUGAGCAAGUCCGGGCCUGCUGCGUCGUCAUCCUCGAGAGCAGGAGGCAAAACAGGCGGUGCUGGGGCAGGAACCAAAGCAGGAGUUUCCUCGAGCGCGCAGCCAUCAGAAGCCAGCAACGACGCUGCGACAACUACUCCCGGUCCUCGCACCAAGCCAAGCAAGCGCGUGAAAUGGCGAGAUGAGAACCUCGUGGAGGUCAGAAUGAUCGAGGCCAGAUUUGACGGCGACGGGGACAGCGAGAUGCACGCUACCAUUGAGUCAGGCGGCUUGCACGGUCUUGAGCAAGACGAGGGACAAGCCCUCAAGUCAGCUGCUCACGUAGAGGACGAUGCGCUCGAGGAGGAAGUAGAGUGGUACCUCCCUCGCGAAGUUGAGGUGCCCGUCGAGGAGGGGGAUGACGCAGUGCCCGAGAGAGGUGCUGAAAGUGAGGAGAAGAAGGCGCAGGAGAAGAGGGAAAUGUCGGCUCUUAGCGCCAUCUAUAUGGAUGUGGCUGAGAUCCCGGCUUCCCCGGGUGAGCCGCUGAAUGCUGCGGCUGGAGAGGGCGUUCAGCCGAAGAAGAUCUCUUUGCCUGAAGGUUGGGACCAGCCACUCCAGGUUCCGGCACAAGCUGAUCUGAAUGAGUUGAUGCGACAGCUCAGGGGUGGUAGCAGUGGUGGCGGCGUGGGAGCAGGUAGUGGUGCGGCACCGCCGUCGUCGCUGGAGAGCUACGGCAUCUCUUCGAGCGGGCUUCAGAACCUAUUGUCGAGCGUCGGUGGGAGUGGUGAGCAGCAGCAGCAGCAUCAUCAGCAGCAGUACGGCGGUUGGCAGGGGUACGGAGGUCAUCAUCAGCAACAACAGCAUCAUGGCAGUUACUACGGCUACGCGCCGCCGCCUGCGCAUCAUCAUUACGGGGGAUACCAGUAG